This is a messenger RNA of Macrosteles quadrilineatus (aster leafhopper), 490 nucleotides long. RefSeq lists its product as uncharacterized. The record is from RefSeq and is a predicted model, not a curated record. The transcript has 3 exons. Bases 25 to 477 code for a protein of 150 amino acids. NCBI's taxonomy places the organism in Eukaryota, Metazoa, Arthropoda, Insecta, Hemiptera, Cicadellidae.
UUGAAAGUAGAAACCCAAACAAAAAUGCCGCCAACAUGGUUUACUCCAGAACAAUAUAUGAAAGCCCGCCAACAUUAUUGGCAAAAACUAGAGAAAAACAGACUCUUCAUUUUACCUGAAAAGCCGCCUGCUGAUGUCAUAACGUACUUCAAUGGACCCAAUCUUUCACCAAAAAGCCAAGCUGAAACUUGCGCUUAUGAUGCUUUUUACCAUUUUGAGCCUGGUUGGGAUCAGCAUAUCUCUCGAGCUGAUCGAAGCAAUCCCAAACUCAUCCAUAAGAACAUUCACAAUGAGGAACAGAACAGAAUAGUUCCAGUGGUAACCUCUUCUAACUACGGACACAGGAAGACAGAGCUGGAGGGUAAAUCACUGGUGGUUCACAAAAAAACGCACCCCACACGAGAAUUCUACAGAGUAAACAAUACCAAUUUGAAACCUUCUCGUGGACUUUUAAGAGAUUCAAGCACCAUUUUAUAAAUUAAAUAUAUCA